Phyllostomus hastatus (greater spear-nosed bat) is the source of this 2016-nucleotide messenger RNA. It is a transcript of the gene ERICH6, whose product is annotated as glutamate rich 6. The record is from RefSeq and is a predicted model, not a curated record. NCBI's taxonomy places the organism in Eukaryota, Metazoa, Chordata, Mammalia, Chiroptera, Phyllostomidae. The transcript has 14 exons. The coding region runs from base 1 to 2016 and encodes 671 amino acids.
AUGGCCAGUUGGCACUCGCAUCGUAGAUUCAGGAAGCUGGAGGAGGACCAGGAGGAGGAAGAAGAAGAGGUGGAGAUAGGAGUGGAGAAGGAAGUGGAGAAGGCAGAUGCAGAGGAGGAGAAGGCGGCAAAGGAGGAGGAGAAGGGGGUGGAGGACUAUGAGACUUUGGGCAAUGAGUACUUCUGGAAAAUUAUGGACAUCGAUGACGGCAAUUAUGACGACCUCCAGGGCUUUCGCCCCCGCUUAACCAGCAUCUCAAGCCCCAGCCUGAGCCCCACGCCGACGUCCAGCGAGCCUGAGGCGAUGUACAGCGAGCCUGAGACUUCGCUCAGGCAGAUUUCAUCGAGCACACGCAGAACACCCAGCAGGAGCUCGAGCUCCUACAGCAGCGUCUCCUCUCAGAAAAAUUUUCCUAAGAUAUUCCAGACGUUUAGGAGAGACACAUCUGAAACAAGUUUAGAUAGGACAAUCUCUGGCGGUUUGUAUCCAGGAGCCCCAAUAUCAGUUCAAACAGACGAGAGUUGGCUUCAAGAUUUGUCCAACAAAAAGAAGUCUGGAACAAAAACACCCUCUGCACUGAAGGAAACUAAACGUAAAAAGAAAGCUAAGUUAAUAAGAGAAAAAUGGGUAAUUAAUCCAGAAGAGCCAGAACUAACUAUUUUAUGUGAGCUGGAGUUUAAGGAAGACUUCAUAACACUAUUUGAGCCUUCUCUAAGAACGUUACCCAGCAUUGGGCCGCCACCCUUUCUGGCAUUCAAACGAGAGAGUUUUGACUUCGGCACUGACUUUGAGGAAGAAGAGGAGGAAAUAUUACCCAAGUGUGAAUUUUGUGGGAGUGAUCUAAGAACAUUUCUUUCCAUUGUGGAUAUUUAUGCUGACUGCAGUAGCUCUGAACCAAUAGAAUAUGCCCCCUGUUGUAGUUAUUUCCAAAAUCUGAUUGACUACAUGUAUGAGGAAAAACUAAAAAUCCAAAGCUGUAAAGAUGAAUUAAUCUGUAUCAAACCUCACGCAGCCCACGGCACUGACAUUGAUAGACUCAAAGCAAAGGAAAAAGCCCUGAGGAGAAAACAGGAGCAAAAAAUGGCCAAACAUUUCACAGUAAAAACAAAUGAACACACUGGCUUCUUUGAAGAAGAUUCAAAACAUCUCAAAACAAUUUCUUAUCAGCUUUCUGUGGAUAUUCCAAAACAAGAGGUAGUUGAAGACAGACUAUUUGAUUUUGAACUAGACAAAAGAAACAUGUCCAUUGCAUGUUGUGAUUCUAGGAAAGCAUGUGGAAAGAUUGUGAGAAAUGAGCUCUUGGAGAAGAACUACAAACAUGGGAGCAAGUUUCUGACUUCAUUUCCAGAUGGAACAACGCAAAUAUUCUACCCAUCUGGAAACCUAGCCAUCAUCCGAGUGCCCAACAAGACAGAUGGCUUCACUUGUAUAGUCCAAGACGACAUGCCCGCUAACCCUGCCAUCCUGGCAGUGCUGAAUUCUUUUGGCAGAAGUUCCUGCUAUCAUCCCAAUGGAAAUGUCUGGAUGUACAUCAACAUCUUGGGAGGCCAAUGUUCAGAUCAAGCCGGCAACAGAAUAAGGGCUUGGAAUUGGUCAAGUUCUGUUGCCUCCUCACCCUUUGUUUCAUUUAAACCUGUCUUCCUGGCUUUGAACCAUUAUGUUGGAAUUCGCAUGUUAGAACAAGACAAGAUUUCAAUCACUUUCCUAGCAAUGGGCCAACAGGCAAGAAUCAAUAUCGGAACCAAAGUGAAGCUAAUGAACCCUGAGGAGAUUCCAGUUCACCACUACAUCAACGAGAAUGACCUUCUUCUGCUGGCCACUUUAAUAAAGAUUCGACGCCUGUUUCAUAAACUUGAAGGAUGUGUAAAUUUCCCAUCUGGCCAGGUUUGGGAAAAAUUUAAGCAACCAUCUUACCUUUCUUCACUUUCUGUAAAACUAAUGGCCCUCUGUCACAGUUCUGGUAUAAAGCAAGAUAAAAUAACAGCAAUAGCAGCUAUAAUAAAUGAAAAAACUUAA